AUAAUAAUGGGUUGAAGAUGAUCAAAGAUACAGUAAUGCAUGAGAACCUUACCUUUUCGUUUCGGUCCCUCCGUACAAAAGAAAGGCAAAAGGCCCAUCGAUUUGAAACUGGUAACCCUGAUGUACCACUUUUAGAGUCGAACAAUGGCCAAACUGAUAUGUCGAUAAACCAGAGUCAUGAUACAGAUGACGUAGCUGUGUCAAUAAAUCUACCACCUAGUUGGCUGGAACUGGUAGAAGAUUGCAUAUUUACAUUCAAAAAUGUUAAGAACAGAAUUAGAGAUUUAGAUAAUGCACAAAACAAAAGCCUGUUGACUGUAUUCGACCGAUUGGGGAAAAAGGACCAUGGCCAAAUAGGGGUUAUUACAACCGAUAUCGCAACAAUGAUGAAAAAAAUAGAGCGUAACAUGGAUAUCAUCGGUAGAGAAUGUCCUGAUUAUGUAGAAAAUCAAUUGCGCAAAAACGCAAGGCAUAAAAUCGCAAGUGAGCUUUUAGGAUUGUCUGAUACCUUUCGAAGACUGCAAAAAACAUAUUAUGAACACGUACAAGAGGAUAAACAAAAUCGAGCCAAUUCGGCAAUUCCAGAAAUAGCUCUGGUCAAUGAAAGUUUUGUACAAGAGCAAGUUCAAGUAUCUCAUGAAAAUAUAGCAGAUCGUACUAAUAGACUCCACGAAAUUACAAUGACCAUGCAGGAACUUAGAGAUAUGUACACCCAACUUGCUAACAUGAUUGUAGAACAGGGGUCCAUGCUCGACCAAAUAGAUUAUAAUGUUAGGUUAUUCACUGAAAACACAAAAGGGGUUGUUCGGGAAUUACGUAAAACAUUAAAAAAGGAGACUUCAGGAUUUGCCAUCAAAAUGGUGCGCAAUCUGCUGCUGGUUAUUUUUGUGGAGAUCAUACUUUUAGUCAUAAAAUUUGCAUAAAUUCGUGUUUAAAUAUCAUCAUUGAAAACUUUUUGUUGGU
Molecule: messenger RNA, 963 nt
Organism: Babesia bovis T2Bo
Lineage: Eukaryota; Apicomplexa; Aconoidasida; Piroplasmida; Babesiidae
Product: SNARE_syntaxin exocytosis family protein
Exons: 2
Coding region: 18-923 (301 amino acids)
Biological process (GO): intracellular protein transport; vesicle-mediated transport; vesicle fusion
Cellular component (GO): endomembrane system; SNARE complex; membrane
Molecular function (GO): SNARE binding; SNAP receptor activity
Source: RefSeq, a predicted model, not a curated record